Suncus etruscus (white-toothed pygmy shrew) is the source of this 3153-nucleotide messenger RNA. RefSeq names its product BTB domain and CNC homolog 1 (gene BACH1). Gene Ontology annotation, biological process: regulation of transcription by RNA polymerase II. The coding region runs from base 184 to 2427 and encodes 747 amino acids. NCBI's taxonomy places the organism in Eukaryota, Metazoa, Chordata, Mammalia, Eulipotyphla, Soricidae. Gene Ontology annotation, molecular function: DNA-binding transcription factor activity, RNA polymerase II-specific; protein binding; RNA polymerase II cis-regulatory region sequence-specific DNA binding. The transcript is spliced from 5 exons. The record is from RefSeq and is a predicted model, not a curated record.
GCGGAGGCAGCGACGGAGCGGAGGGCCUGAGUCACCUGACCGCUGCCCGCGCCGCCGUCAGGAUCGCUGGGCUGCCGUCAGUCGGGCCGCGCCGCUUCGCCUCGUUUCGCCUCGGCUCCUCCGGUUUGAUGACGUUUAGAAGCAUGCUUUCACUGAAUUGCCCAGCACCAUUUGUUACACAGAAUGUCUCUGAGUGUGAGUUCAGUUUUUGCCUAUGAGUCUUCAGUGCACAGCUCUAACAUCUUGCUCAGUCUCGACGACCAGCGGAAGAAGGAUGUGCUUUGUGAUGUCACUGUGUUGGUGGAGGGCCAGCGCUUCCGCGCUCACCGCUCAGUCCUGGCAGCAUGCAGCAGCUACUUACACUCUAGAGUCAUAGGCCAGGCUGAGGCACAGCUUCACAUUACUCUGCCAGAGGAGGUGACAGUUAAAGGAUUUGAACCUUUACUUCAAUUUGCCUAUACCGCUAAGCUGUUUUUGAGUAAAGACAAUGUGGAUGAGGUGUGCAAGUGUGUAGAAUUUUUAGGCGUGCGUGACAUCGAGGAAUCCUGCUUUCAGUUUCUCAAAUGUAAGUUCUCGGACUCCACUGCACCAGACAAGCAAGAAUGUCCAAGAAUAAAAUGCUUCCCAACGCACUGUCAAAAAACAGACCUCAAAUUUUCACUUUCAGGCCAGAGAGAGUUGGAAAUUGAUGAAGUGGAGGAAUUUUGGGAAAACAAAAAUGACCAGAUGCCUCACUGUAAACUUCGCAGGUACCAAGGAAAUGCAAAAGUGUCCCUUCCUCUACAAGACAGUGCCAGUCAAACGUGUGAGUCCAUGUGCUUAGAGAAGGAUGCUGCUCUGGCCCUGCCAUCCUUGUGCCCCAAGUACAGAAAGUUCCAAAAAGCAUUUGGAACGGACAGAGUGCGUCCUGUGGAAUCCAGUGUCCGAGAUGGUCACACUUCUUGUGUUCAGCCAAAUGAAACAUCUGAGAGUGAAUGUCUAGCAGGAAUUCAGGAAUGUGCAGAUUUGCAGGUGAUUUUAAAAUGUGAAGAAAGCAAAUUGUCAAUGGAACAUGAAGAACCCAAGAAGAAAGAACCUGCUUCUCAGUGUUCCUCCGAGAAAACUGAGGUGACUUCUCUACCCCACACUUCUUCUGCAGACCCUCACGGACUCUAUACCCUGUCCCUUUUACACACAUAUGACCAAUAUGGUGACUUGAAUUUUGCUGGUAUGCAAAAUCCGACAGUGUUAACUGAAAAGCCGUUGCCAGGUACAGAUGUUCAUGAAGAGAAAUUAUUUGGCGAAAACCAAGAGUUGCAUUUGAAAUCUGACUCUGGCCCCCGGGAAGACAGCAACCUUACCUCAAGUGAUCGGAGUAGUGUGGAGCGGGAGGUAGCUGAACACCUUGCAAAAGGCUUCUGGAGUGAUAUUUGCAGCACCGAUUCUCAGUGCCAAAUCCAGUUAUCAUCUGCUGGGACCAAAGAUGGUUCAGAGCAGAAUUACCCACAGAAACGGUCUGAGUGUCCUUGGCUCGGGAUCAGAAUCAGCGAGAGCCCAGAACCUGGUCAGAGGACUUUCACGACAUUAAGUUCUGUCACCUGUCCUUUUAUCAGUACGCUGAAUACGGAAGGCUGUUCUAGCAACUUGGAACUUGGAAACGAUGGUUAUGUUUCAGAGCCCCAGCAGGAACCUUGCCCAUAUACUUGUGUGAUCAGCUUGGGUGAAGACUCUGAGACGGACACUGAAGGAGACAGUGAAUCCUAUUCAGCCAGAGAACAAGAAUGUGAGGUUAAACUGCCAUUUAAUGCUCAACGAAUAAUUUCACUCUCUCGAAAUGAUUUUCAAUCAUUGUUGAAAAUGCAUAAGUUGACUCCAGAACAACUAGAUUGCAUCCAUGAUAUUCGAAGAAGAAGUAAAAACAGAAUUGCUGCACAGCGUUGUCGGAAGAGAAAACUCGACUGUAUACAAAAUCUUGAAUCAGAAAUUGAGAAGCUGCAAAAUGAAAAGGAGAGCUUAUUAAAGGAGCGAGAUCACAUUUUGUCUACGCUGGGUGAGACAAAGCAAAACUUAACUGGACUAUGCCAGCAGGUCUGCAAAGAAGCCGCUCUGAGUCAAGAACAAAUACAGAUUCUUGCCAAGUAUUCAGCCUCAGAUUGCCCGCUCUCAUUUUUAAUCUCUGAUAAAGGGAAAAGUACUCCUGAUGGUGAACUUGUGUUUCCAUCCAUUUUGAGUUUACCUGAGAAGCCUCCAGCCAUGCCAGCUGCUGUGGAGCCAAACCCACACUAUUCGAGCACCAGCAGGAGCGGCGAGUCAGGCUGCCCACAGGGUCAGGAGUCUGGACCCACGCCCAGCACCAAGCAAGCAGGGCUCAUGGAACAGUGUCGGCCCAGUGGUGGCAUCUCCGAUUUCUGUCAGCAGAUGACUGAUAAAUGUACUACUGAUGAGUAAAAUUGCACUCCCUCUUCCUUCCAACCAUCUGAUUUUCUGCCACAGUUUUGACAUUGUCUCAGAAGUGUAAUAUAACCAUCUGUCUCUUACCAAUGUUUUUAAUUGUUGGCUAUUAAGGGAGUUCUCUGAGUUCUUCUUGAUUUUUAAGGGAAUUCUUCCUGAUUUUUACGAGAUACAGAAAAGCUUUGGCUUCCUAGAUACCGAAAAAUCACAUGUAAAAGUGUUGCCAAGUUUUUUUAAAACUCAUGCUUCAAAGAGUGAUUUUAGUAAUCACUUUUCCCAGUAUUCAGAAUAAAUAUGAGAGUGAAAGCUGCAACACUAUGGAAAAAGAAUAUAACAGCUUAAAAGUAUCUAUAGACAGUUUUCACUACAGAAGUAGCCCACACAAAUUUAUUAGUAUAACUCUUUUGUAGUAUAGUGGUGUGGGAAAAAACACUUCUCCCCAGGCAGUGCUAAAAGAGUUCUGAUCUGUUCAGAGAUGAGAUCUCAGCUACUCAGGAGUGUUAGUAUGGAACUCCAGUGUGAAAAAUUAAAUCAGCAGUAUCACACAGCAUUGCUCUUCAACUUCUCCCAGAACGAGUGGUUGCAUGGCUUACAUUGUGAUCCCUAAACUUCACUGGGAAUAAUUAAUAAAAGGGUUGACUGAGGCUUCCUCUUCUCAGUAUCAACACAGAAAUUGAAUAUGCAUUAAUAUAGGGAAAAAGUUCUUUUCUGUGUUGUGCUUUU